Pangasianodon hypophthalmus (striped catfish) is the source of this 4025-nucleotide messenger RNA. RefSeq names its product ash2 like, histone lysine methyltransferase complex subunit (gene ash2l). The coding region runs from base 70 to 1848 and encodes 592 amino acids. Lineage: Eukaryota; Metazoa; Chordata; Actinopteri; Siluriformes; Pangasiidae. The record is from RefSeq and is a predicted model, not a curated record. Gene Ontology annotation, molecular function: protein binding; transcription cis-regulatory region binding. Gene Ontology annotation, cellular component: Set1C/COMPASS complex. The transcript has 17 exons.
AGCGAACAGCGAAGAAGACGCGUAUUCUCGCGAGAUCUUUUUUUUAAUUUCGUGAAUUAGUUUUCAAACAUGGCUUCCGAAGCAGACGCGGGCGCUGCAGCUGUUAUUGAGGGAGACUCCGCGGAAAGAGAUGCAUCAUUAGGAGAUCUAACAGCAAGCAUGGAGUCAGGGUCCUCCAGUGGAAAAGACCCUACAGUGGGUGAAUGCGCUGAGGGUGCAGACACGCACACAGGCUCAGGAGAUGAGGAGAACGGACGACAGCUGGGUGAAGUAGAGCUACAGUGUGCGCUGUGCAUGAAGUGGUUCACAGCCGACACUUUCGGCAUCGAUACUGCAACCUGCCUUCCAUUCAUGACCAAUUAUGUGUUCCACUGCAAUGUGUGUCAUCACAGCGGAAAUACGUACUUCCUGAGAAAGCAAGCGAACCUGAAGGAGAUGUGCCUCACAGCCCUGGCUAAUCUGACAUGGAGGUCACGGACUCAGGAGGAGCAUCCAAAGACAAUGUUUUCCAAAGAUAAGGAUAUUAUUCCCUUCAUCGAUAAGUACUGGGAGUGUAUGACAACUCGUCAGAGACCAGGAAAGCUGACAUGGCCGAAUAAUAUAGUAAAGACCAUGAGUAAAGAGCGUGAUGUGUUCCUUGUGAAGGAACAUCCUGACCCAGGCAGUAAAGAUCCUGAAGAAGACUACCCCAAGUUUGGUCUGCUUGAUCAGGACUUGGCCAAUAUCGGACCAUCAUAUGACAGCCAAAAGCAAACGACUGCUGUUACAACGGGUGGCAGUCUAAAUGGUGGAUCGUCAUUUUCAGGUGGCCUUCCUCCACCUGGUACAGGCAAAGGCCGAGGCGCCAAACGCAAGCAGCAACAGCAGCAGGACGGAGCCACUGCAGGAACAGCUAAGAGAACACGCAGUGACCCUCUGUUUGCAGCACAGCGCCUGCCUCCUCACGGCUAUCCUCUUGAGCACCCGUUUAACAAAGAUGGCUAUCGCUACAUCCUGGCCGAGCCAGACCCACACGCGCCAGACCCAGAGAAGCUGGAGCUGGACUGCUGGGCGGGAAAGCCCAUCCCUGGAGACCUGUACCGAGCGUGUCUCUAUGAGAGAGUGCUGCUCGCCCUGCAUGAUCGAGCUCCCCAGCUAAAGAUCUCUGAUGAUCGCCUGACUGUGACUGGAGAGAAAGGCUACUCGAUGGUGCGAGCGUCUCACGGCAUACGAAAGGGGGCCUGGUACUUCGAGGUGACCGUAGAUGAGAUGCCCGCUGACACUGCUGCCCGCCUCGGCUGGUCCCAACCUUUAGGUAAUCUUCAGGCUCCGCUGGGCUACGAUAAGUUCAGCUAUUCGUGGCGCAGUAAAAAGGGCACCCGCUUCCAUCAGUCCAUUGGGAAACAUUAUUCUGAUGGUUACGGACAGGGAGACAUCCUGGGCUUCUUCAUCGAGCUGCCAGAUGCUACCGAGACUGCAAGGGCAUUGCCAGACACGUACAAAGACAAAGCACUGAUUAAAUUUAAAAGCUACCUCUACUUUGAGGAGAAGGAUUACGUGGACAAGGCAGAGAAGAGCUUAAAGGCAAUGAAUAAAAGUCGAAUGAUUUUUUACAAGAAUGGUGUGAAUCAGGGGGUGGCUUUUGAGAACCUGUUUGAAGGCAUGUAUUUCCCCGCCAUAUCGCUCUACAAAAAUUGUCAGGUAUCGGUUAAUUUUGGACCACAUUUCAAACACCCGCCAAAAGAUGUCAAGUUCCAGCCAAUGAGUGAUAUGGGAUGGGGUGCAGUGAUCGAACAUUCUCUAGCAGACAUCCUUUACCACGUGGAAACGGAGGUUGACGGCCGGCGCAGCCCUCCAUGGGAAGGUUAACCGCUGCUUUCUUCAGCUACACGCGUUAAAGGAAGCGCUUUUUAAAUCAUGAAGUCUAUGUACUGGAUCUAUAGCAUGUAGCUGAUUUACCACAGGCAAUUCUGAUGUGUUUUCUCGUACUAAGAAAAGACUGGAAAACUCAUUUCCCUUAAUCUUACUUAGAAUGGAAGCAGCUUUAAAAUAAGGCAAAUUUAUAAUGCGACUUGAAGAUCACGACUGUUAGAUGUUUACAGUAAAGGUUUUUAGGACAGACAUUAGACAGACACGAGACAAUGUCUAACCAUGGUUUUUUUUUUUUUUUCCCAGUGUCAACACUUUUGUAAAUAUCAGAGGUAAAGUUUUUUGACAGGGGAAAGUCUUCAGAACGGAGGGCUUCGCAGUUUCUCUGUAAUCUAACGAGCUUUUUUUUCAUUUGCUUUGUUAACUUGAAGCAGAGAAAAAAGAGAGACUGGUGAACAAACGAGUGAUUAUAGCUAUAAUGUUGCUGUAAUGUUUUGUGGAUGUCGCUCAACAUUAAACGUAAAACAAACGUUCGUUUUAGUUAAAAGUACAACGCUGUUCGUUUAUAAAUGAAAAUUGUUAGUCUGAUUGCUGUGGUAUAAAAGGACUGAAAACACUUCAGGAUGUGCUGUUAAUGGAAAAUAAUCAACUUUGCAACACUGGAGUGAUGCAGUAAAGCGCAAUUCUGGUUGCUUACGCUUUUUACGUGUGUAAGUCUGUAAUCCAUAAACACAAGUACUUUUCUUUGAUAAGAGUCCCGUCUGUAGAGGAUGAGUUGUACGAAUGUACAGCUUAAAUUACAGAUAACUUUAACUAAAGAAAUAAGCGACGUAUUCUACAUAAAUACUUGUUUAUUGACUCGCCCAUCAACUGUGCUUAGAUUAAAAUUAUGAAUAAGUUUUGAGUUAAUGGGUUUUGUGUUAUUUUUCUUAGUACAAUGAAACACGUCAGUUCUUGUCCAUGGUUAUUGCGCAUACACUAUAUGGCCAAAAGUUUACGGACACCUGACCAUCACAACCAUAUGUACGUCUUCUCCAAAAUGUUGCCACUAAGUUGGAAGCGCAGAGUUGUCUAGAAUGUUUUUGUAUGCUGUAGUAUUACAAUUUCCCUUCACUGGAACUAAGAGGCUGAAACCUGUUCCAGCAUGACAAUGCCCCUGUGCACAAAGCGAGCUCCAUGAAGACAAGGUUUGAGAAGGUUGGAGUGGAAGAACUCGAGUGUCCUGCACAGUUCCCUGACCUCAACCCCACUGAACACCUUUGGGAUGAACUGGAACUCCAUCUUUACCCCAGACCUCCUCACCCAACAUCAGUGCCUGAUCUCACUAAUGCUCUUGUAGCUGAAUGAACACAAAUUCCCACAGCCACGCUCAAAUUUAGUGGAAAGCCUUCCCAGAAGAGUGGAGAUUAUAAUAACAGCAAAGGGGGAAUAAAUCUGGAACGGGAUGUUCAGCAAGGACAUAUAGGUGUGAUGGUCAGGUGUCCACAAACUUUUGGCCAUAUAGUGUACCUUACAGAUGCUUUAGAUAGAAAUUUGGUUGAAAAACGCUAGAACAUUCCUUUAAUGUGAAGCCUAACACCUUACCUGUGGAGCUAAUACACUUCUAAACACCCAAAUCCCAACUUUACGUUGUCUCUAUUCCAUUUUCACUCGUAAGUGAAUCUGGUUGUUGUGCUAAGUACACAACACGUUUCAGAGAAAUUUAAGGCUCAGAGAAAUUUCUAGCAAGUGAGGCAUAUUUGGUCGUUUAUUACACUGAAUCUAUAUUGUCCAUGGUCGAGCCUAUGAGUUAGAAUACAAUGCUUACAUGUAUUAUCCAUUGUGUAUUAUUAUUAUCCAACAUGAAGAGAAAUUGUUGCAUCAAUACUGAGAGUUGCAGUAAACUACAGGACAUUUUGUGUGCCAUUGUUUUUUACUCAUCAUACAUAAACCAGUGAUAUGGAUGGAGAAUAGUUGGCUUUAUACCCGUCGACCACCAACAAAUUCUCUGUUGCAUAUCUGAUACCAGAAAUAACAGGCCAUAGAUUUAGUCCUUGUCUUUUCUUUGAGCCCCAUUUUCUUGUUUAUUUUAAUUCACCUAGGUGUAAAGUAUCAUUUAUUUUAUUGAUGUGUUUUCAUAUCCCUAAGCCUUGUUUUAUACUGAAGCUUGUUUUAAUAAAGAUAAAUAUUCUAAAAUA